Pleurotus ostreatus (oyster mushroom) is the source of this 1758-nucleotide messenger RNA. RefSeq lists its product as uncharacterized. The record is from RefSeq and is a predicted model, not a curated record. The transcript has 5 exons. Bases 1 to 1758 code for a protein of 585 amino acids. NCBI's taxonomy places the organism in Eukaryota, Fungi, Basidiomycota, Agaricomycetes, Agaricales, Pleurotaceae.
AUGCAAGACCAACCACCAAGCUUCGACGCCGUCAACGUUUUGGAACUUCGUACCGCCGAUGUUAGCAAAAUCCUGAAAGUCAGCGUGUACACCAACCUUGCCGAAAUUACGCGGCUCUACAAGUUCAAGGUUAAGACGGGACAAAACCAGGUGAAGAUCAAUGGAUUGCCGGAUCUUAUGGACUCAGACUCCUUGAGGGUUGAAGCACGAGGUCCUGCCAGCAUUCAAGGUGUCUCCACUGGCCCGACUCCAACUCCACCCGUACCGACUACCUCGCAGGAGCUCAAGAAGUUACAGAAAGAGAAGCGGCUCGUCGAAAACGCCAUAGAACGAUGCAAGGCGUCAAUUGCUGCAUUGCGAUCCUACGUCUCAUCGGUUUCUGCCGAUCGUGUUCCCUCAGAGAACCUAGGCCAGUUGCUACAACACUGUGAGACUGAAGGCGAGCGACUUGCUUCAAAGCUACUUGAGCUUGAGGAUAAAUUGACCACGUCGGAUGCGGCUAUCGAAGCGGAGCAGAAGAGACUUUCAGGAGCCGACGAAGUUGAUACCGUUGAGUACAAGCUCGAUGGCUCCGACGGACCUGGGAAGCUGUACCUCGGUUUGACUGCAUCCAUUGGCUUGUUUGCUAACGAGGAAGGUGAUGUAGAAUUAACACUGAUUUAUGCCGUUCACCAGGCUACGUGGAGAGCCGGCUACGAUGUGCGCGUAGACAUGCAGGCUAAAGACACGCCUGUAGUCCUCACAUACAAGGCCAUCAUCCAUCAGACCACUGGCGAGUCCUGGACAGAUGUUCCUUUAACAUUGGAAACCGUAGCACCCACGUAUGGCGCUCAUAUUCCAACAUUAUCCUCGUGGCCCCUCUCCGUCUAUGCUCCCGCCCCUCCUUCGCCCAUUGCUUUGGCCAGCUAUGCUUCCGCAGCCCCGGGGGGCUUCCGUCUGUCCCGCAAGACAACACGCGGAGCGUUCCAAGCGGACAUCGUCUCCCAAGGAGCACUGAGCGCCACUUACCAAGUUCCAGGUCUCAUCACUAUUCCAACAGACGGACAGAACCACAGUGUCACGAUUGUUGAGCUGGAACUUGGUGCGGAGAUGUCUUGGAUAGUCGUUCCGAAACUCGAUAAGAGGGUGCAUCUGAAAGCGAAGAUCAAGAACGCCUCUGAAUACACUCUUCUCCCCGGCGAGGGUAGCAUUUAUGUCGACGGGAGCUUCAUCUCAAAGUCAAACAUCCCCUCCGUUGGGCCCCAAGGCAGCUUUGAUUGUUCACUCGGAGUCGAUCCCUCUAUCGACGUUACAUAUCACCCUCUUUCUAAGAAUAUUUCGAAGUCGGGAUUCUAUACAAAGAACUCAAAGUAUAGCUACAACCAACGCAUCACUGUUUCCAACACCAAGACCAAGCCCGUUGACAAUCUCAAAAUCGUGGACCGCAUUCCUAUCUCCGAGGAUAGCCAAAUCACUGUGAAGCUCAUCAGCCCUUCAUUGUCCCUUCCGUCGAGCGGCACCGAUACAGUGGCGCUGUCAUUCGGCAAUGCAGACAAGGCGAAGGACGCUGCGGAACGCCCGCUGAUGCCCCCAGUGAAAGUGAGUAGCGGGGUUGCUGCUCAGUGGGACGGGGCGGACGAUCCUCAGGGCGACAUCACCGCCCUCGGGAAGGACGGGAAGCUCAACUGGUUGUGCUCGAUUCCGCCGCAAAGCACGACAAACGUGUCUUUGCAAUGGGAAGUGGAAUCUGCCGCGAACAUUACCAUCACUGGGCUCUAA